Molecule: messenger RNA, 1316 nt
Organism: Leptidea sinapis
Lineage: Eukaryota; Metazoa; Arthropoda; Insecta; Lepidoptera; Pieridae
Exons: 5
Coding region: 503-853 (116 amino acids)
Source: RefSeq, a predicted model, not a curated record
CGUAGAUUGAAUUUGCAAUCAUGGUUAAAACUAUUAUAAACAUACCGGUUUUCUGUAUCUUGCCCCAAAGAUUAAACUCCAAUCCCUCAAAUCACCUUAUGUCAGACUUCAGACUCCCCCUGACUUAUAUGGUAUACACUUAAUAACAAUUGACAGCUGUGCUGGCUUCUGACACCGUUUUUAUCAAGAGAAAAGUCAAUAUAUGAGUCCAAAAUCUAAUAGAAGCCCAAUGGUCAUAACACUAAGUUAUCACAAUUUGUCUGAUAGCUUUAAUAGUCACUCAAUGUAUUUAAUAAUAUUGUUUAUUAUUUUCAGAGAUUCCAAUGCAUCAUUCCCAGAUGCUGUCAAAUUUCCUGAGCAGUUUAAAACUUGGGCCAGUCUUGUUGGUAGAAACCCUGAAACAUCUGAUUUUGAAUAUUAUAAGAUGAAGUGAAUUUGUGAUAUACACUUUUCUGACAGACACAGAAAUUGUAAUCAACAGCUAAGCACAUUGGCAGUUUCGAUGCUUCAUCUGCCUGGACAAGUUCAGAGUCAAGUAAUCUUAGGACAAGCUUCAUCCACACUACAUUUACUGCCUAAAAUAAUACAGCAAGACUGUCAGGAGCCGUAUGUGAGCAACCUUAUUUUAGAAAAAGCAUCAACUACAACAACAUUCCAACCUAUGGUUGCAGAUGCAUCUCAACAAUUUGCGUCAGCAAUAUGCUUGAUGCUGGAACAUAAUUAUAGUGUUAUUAGCAAGCCUAAAAGAACAGCUGGAAAAGAUCUAAUGGCUCCACAACGCACAAAGAUCAAGCAUCUUCAAGCAGAAAUAUCGCGCUUGCGAAAAAAAAGGACAAUCUUCAAGCAAGGUUAAUAGGUGCUGAAGAUUUGUCAAGUAGCAAUGUGUUUCAACAUUUUGCUAUGAAAUUUAAGAAACCAGCUAAAUUAUUUUUAAGUAUGCAGUUGCAAGCAUCAAAAAAACCCAAAAAUGAUAGAAAUAACAAUGAUUAUAUAAAAGCAAUAUUUUGCUACAUUAAAACAAUAAUAAAAAAUGGUUAUGUUAUCCAAAUCAAGACUAAGAAAAUUGCUUCCAUGACAUUCAAAAUAUAAUAACUGGGAACUUAAAAACAGAUAUACCCAAAAAAAAUAUAAAAAAGCAUAUUAUAUAAAUAGCAGAUGUGAUGGUAGAUUAUCCUUUUAAUUGUAUAACACAUAAAGUUGAAACAAUAUUUUAAUAACACAACUAUAAAUGUUAUUUUGUAUAGUUGGUGCAGAUCGAUCAAUCGAAUUUUGUCAGGAAAAUUAACAUAUGUGGGUGAAGACGAAACAAAAACAGC